CCAUCGGCCUGUGGGAGGCGGCAGCGCGAGCUUGGCCUGAGCCCCCGGGGGAGCGUUUCCCCUCAGACCGCCUGGCACCCCCAGCUCUGGGGCUGAGCCCUUAGUGCCGGGGGAGGGGGCGGCGAGUAGCCCCUUCAGUCCCUCUGCCCCUGCGGUGGGGGCUGGGGUUCUAGACCUUGAAGUGUGAUUUAGAGAGGAGAAUGGAGGCCUGGCAAACUACCGGCAGGGAAGUGGUGCCAGGGACGGGAAGUUGCCCCCCUGGGUGCGGAGAGAGUUAAAAGUCCCUGUGCUACAGGACAGAAUUGAUUGGCAGCCCGUAAACAGACGUCUCUUACCUAGUGACAGGUUUCAGAGCGGUAGCUGUUAGUCUGUAUCAGCAAAAACAAGAGGAGUCUCUUUUAUGUUUCCUCUGUUUCACUGGAUGACUUCAGAGUAUGCUUAUACCAGUAUUCAUUGAUGUAUUUUUUAAACUCUUUUAGCGACCUCAUUGUACAAACAUACCUGCCCACCAAGACCUACAACGCUUCAAACUGAAUCUUAAAAUUGUAGAAAAUAUUUAUCAAGACCCAUUAGUAAGUGGUGAACACCUGAUCACAGAAUACCUAUGAGUUCAUCAUUACCUCUCUCAGCUUCACCCCAGAAUCCUCGCACAGACCUUGAGAGCAGCACCAUUCAGAAACAGAGGAAAGAACUCCAGCUGUUAAUAGCAGAACUGAAAGAUCGUGAUAAGGAGCUCAAUGACAUGGUUGCCGUGCAUCAGAGACAGCUACUAGCCUGGGAAGAUGAUCGACAAAAAAUACUGACUCUGGCAGAACGAUGCAGCAGGCUAGAAAAUGAACUACACAAAAGAAAUGAGAUGAUAAGAACACUAACACAGAGAUUAAAGCUCUUAGAAUCUCAGCAGAAUGAUCGUAGGACAACACUUGAAAAUACUCAACAGAAGCUUCAGGAGCUGUCUCAAAAAGCAACAGAUACAACUCUUCAUUGUCAGGCCCUGGAGGAGAAAAAUCAAAGUCUCAACUGUUCAGUGUUGGAGCUGUCUGCUAAAAUAGGCCAGUUACAAGCUAGAGAACAGGAACUCAUUACGAUGCUAAAGCUAAAGGACAAAGAUAUACUUGAAGCAACCAAUCACAUUACUGAAUUUACGUCUAAAUUUAAAAAGUUAGAAAGUGCAUUGCGUGCAGCUAAGAUGGGGGAAUCCAGUAUCAAUAAAGAAAAGCAGGAUUUCAAACUGAGACUGAAACAACUAACAUUUGAAAUGAAUAAAUUAAAAGAUGACCUCAGUGAAAAGACAAAAGAAAAUAAUGAACAGCGGGAAGAAAUCAUACGCCUCAAACAAGAAAACAACUACUUGAAGAAUGAGCUUGUACUUAAUGUUGAGAAAGCAAAUAGACAAGAUCAGCUUCUUCAAUCUGCCAAGUCUAAACAAGUCCGGACCAACACAGAACUGUCCAAUUUGCGGCAGAUCUAUGUAAAACAGCAGCAUGAUCUGCAAUUUCUUCAUUUCAACUUGGAGAGUUCUCAAGAAUUUUGGCAGAAACACAAGGGGGAGGCACACGAAACAAAGAAAUAUCUUAAUUAUAUUGACAGUGAGGAACGUGUGGAUCAGAAUUCCUUUUACUCGGACUCUCCCUGUUGUUUGACGUCCACACAGAAGAGAGAUGGGCCCCAGAAAUGUGAGAAAUUCUUCGAUGCAGACCUCCCUUCAGAGAUCAGUAACUUAUCAGUGAUUCAGUCAGCAAAUAAGUGCACCAGUCCUACUAUCAACUAUGACUCCUGUUCACCAACAAGUAAGCUCCAGCGUUUGCUGGCUGAGUCUCGACAGAUGGUUGCUGAUCUGGAGCUUAGCACGCUGCUCCACAUUAACCCUUGUUGCAGUCCCAACAGCAGCAGUAUUAAUAUGACAACAGAACUUACAGAAGCUCUUUGCAAAGCGCAGCUGCCAGCUAUGGAAGAAAGUGAGACAAAACUUUCGCUGUUUUCUUUAUGAUCUUGAAUUCCUUGCAUGUUCUCUGGAAGAAACAAACAUGACAUCCUGACUAUCUGGCAGGAACAAAGAAGAUGUUGUCCUUAUUAAUUAAAAUACAUUUUGAGAACUGAAGAUCAUUACCACAUUUCCGCUACAAUGGACAGUUACUAAACAUUUGGCUCUACCUCUCAUGAAUGUUUGAAAAUUUUGCAAGUGCCAAAAAGAUGUGACCGUAUUCUAGAAUGUAUUCUAUAUUUGUGAAUAAUAACUUAGAAUUACGCUAAGAUGAAAAACUGCUUUUUUUUAUAGAUCAGUACUCAGGUUAAAUGCUAGGGUUUUUUUUAAAAGUAACAAUAUAAAAUGCGUAAUUCUUUACUCCAUGAAGAUGAGGUUUUUUUAAAAUAUAGAACUAUUAUUAUUACUACUUCCAUAGUUGUGCAUAAAUAUUUGGUAUUUACAGUGUAUAACAGCAGAGUGUUCACUCUGUUUUAGUUCCGGACAUUUUGCCAUGUAAAUAGAUAUGAAUAAUGUUUAUAAGAAGUUGCUAAUUAGCGAAGUAACAAGGAUAUACCUCCUACAUUGCUGAAAUUGAUGAGACCCUUCACCCACAAGAUGGGCAAAAUAACUCUCCCCAGUCAUGGGCUAUUUAGUCUAACACAAGCGUCUUAAAGAUCACGAGUUGAUAUGGAUGUUUUUAGUAGUAUAUGACAUGGAUUUAAAGUGUAGUCUUUUUAAAUAUUUUAACUAUGCCUUUUGUAUCUGUGACUUAUCGGAAAAGUAGAAAUGAUCCAUUAUAGCAUUUGAAAAUAUUUUUAACAAAAAAAGGCCAUACAACCUAAUAAAUUCCAUUUUUUCACUUCUGAA
Chelonia mydas (Green sea turtle) is the source of this 2833-nucleotide messenger RNA. It is a transcript of the gene CCDC62, whose product is annotated as coiled-coil domain containing 62. The transcript has 12 exons. Bases 605 to 1990 code for a protein of 461 amino acids. NCBI's taxonomy places the organism in Eukaryota, Metazoa, Chordata, Testudines, Cheloniidae. The record is from RefSeq and is a predicted model, not a curated record.